AUGGAAUUAUUUGAAGAAAACUACAGGCACUCAGCAGAGAGGUUAGAUAAACCUUCUCAGUACCUUAUUAAAAAGGCAAUGCGUCGUGGGAACAUUGAUAAUUUGGUGAAGUCGAUGGAACUGAAAACUAUAUAUGUAGGUAACCUUGCUAAACAUACUACCGAGGAACAAAUUCAUGAAUUGUUCCUGAAAUGUGGUAGUAUCUACAGAAUCAUUAUGGGACUUGAUAGAGUUAAGCUCAGACCUUGCGGGUUCUGUUUUGUGAUAUAUAACCUGAAGGAAUCUUCAUGGAACUCUAUGAAGUAUUUGAAUGGUACAAAAUUGGAUGACCAACUUUUGGAGAUAGAUUUGGAUCCAGGUUUUAAGGAAGGUAGACAGUUUGGAAGAGGAUUUUCUGGUGGUCAGGCAAAGGAUGAAACUAACCAACAUAAUUACGGAAACCAAAGUAGUGGAAAUUACAGAGGUGGUGGAUAUCGAGGUGGAAGGGGUGGAAGAAGUGGCUACAGAGGUGGCUAUAGGGGAAGAGGAGGUUUCCGAGGAAAUAGAGGAGGUGCUAGAGGGGGCUACAGCAGCAAUGGGAAUAAUCUGAGUUGGUCUCAAUGA
Molecule: messenger RNA, 603 nt
Organism: Dujonia railenensis
Lineage: Eukaryota; Fungi; Ascomycota; Pichiomycetes; Serinales; Debaryomycetaceae
Source: the annotation of a GenBank genome assembly